This is a messenger RNA of Symbiodinium sp. CCMP2456, 699 nucleotides long. Lineage: Eukaryota; Dinophyceae; Suessiales; Symbiodiniaceae. The record is from the annotation of a GenBank genome assembly.
AUGGACAGCCGCCAGUUCGACAAGUUCUGCCGCGAGGCAGGCUACAUCGAUGCCAAGUUCACCACAGCGGAUGCGGAUCUGCUGUUCACAACCAUUACGGCUCGGGGCCCACGGCGACUGAGCUCCGGACAGUUCGAGGCUGCCUUGAGGCUCCUCGCAGAUCGAAAGCGCCUGUCCUUGGACUCCGUGUUCUCCAAGGUCAAGAAGAUGGCUGCACCGAGCACCGAGGGCUCUGUGGAGCGACGACAGGAGCUCGCAGGCGCCACAACUCUGCCAGAAGCUGUGCCACGCAGCCGUGCGCAAAGUUCGCCUCCCAGCGAUUCUCGGGGACCUUCCUCCCGCGAGGGCUGGUUCUAUCCGCUGGACAACGGCUACCUCCCCGGUGUCAAACGACACAGUCUUGGAGUUGACAAGGCAGAGCGGGAGUUGCUGCUCGACAGCUUCGUCAACUUCUGCUGGGGGAAGCCAGACAUGAGCAAUCGAGACUUCUUGCGGUUGUGCCGCGACUGCCGGCUUCUGAGCAGCAGGUUUACAGCGUUGGAUGCCGAUCUCCUGUUUGUGAAGGUGCUUCCAAAGGGGCAGCGCCGACUCAAAUUUGAAGACUUCGAGGCUGCUUUGAUCGAUGCGGCUGUGAGAAAGAAAGUCUCGGAAAGUGACAUUCGCCGAGCCAUUGCCUUUUGUCAUGGUCCUUUCGUAUAG